Paramecium sonneborni is the source of this 1350-nucleotide messenger RNA. The record is from the annotation of a GenBank genome assembly. NCBI's taxonomy places the organism in Eukaryota, Ciliophora, Oligohymenophorea, Peniculida, Parameciidae.
AUGAACGAUAUUUAGAAUGAAAAGGCCAAUAAUUAGCAAUAAUCUGCUCGAUUCAAUAAGUAGGAAGAUUAUUAGCUAAAUUCAAUUAUUGAUUUUUAGACCAUAAUCACCAACAAAAUACAAAUAUUUUAAAACAAUUUAAAUUAAUUAGUUAAUUUAAUUCAAGGGAAGUUACUUGAUUAAAGAGAAAGAGUUGAAGAAAAUGAUUUUUUUGAAGAAAUUCUAUUAUAUUGUCAGCCUUAUCUUGAAAAUAAAAUUAAUGAAUGCUAACAAUUAAUAGAAUUAAAAUAAAUCUAAUUAAAAACUUAUUUUUAAAAUUGUAGGAUGAAAUAGGAAGUAAAAAUUCCAACAGAAGUUGAAUGCUAAACAAUUAACAAUUUAAAGAGUAAUAGAAUUUAAAUUGAAUUAAAGUAAGUAAUUAAAUAAGAAGAAAUAUGUUGUACUCUUAUAAUUAACAAAUCAAAUACAAUUUUGAUAUCAGGAAGUGGAGAAUAAAUAAAAUUAUGGAAGAUUAAAGAUGGUGAAAUUUAAAAUAAUCCAUUAAUUUUAAUUGGACAUACUUAAAUAGUUACUAGUCUUUUAUAUAGCGAUAAUGAAAGAUAUUUUAUAUCUGGAAGUUACGAUGGUAAUAUUCGAUUGUGGAGGAAAGCUCAACCAAAUAUUUGGUCAUCAAAAAAUUAUUUUAUUCAUUAAUAAGGAGUUUUCGGAUUAUUAUUAAGCAAAAUUAAUCAGUAAAUUAUUAGUUUUGGAAAGGAUUCUAUAAUUAAUAUUAUUUAGUGUUGUACUAAUUAUGAAUUAAAGAUAAGUUAGAAAUUAAAUAAACAUUAAACUAUUAUAAAUUGUGUUUGCAUUAAUGAAUCUGAAUCUGUUUUAGCUUCAUCUGAUGAUUAAAAACAAAUAAUUAUUUGGGUAAAGGAUGAAAAGUUUUAAUGGUAAUUCAAAUAAAUAGUAAAUCAAUCUACAAAUGAUUUCUUUACUCGUAUGGUUUUUGUAGAUAAUUAUCUUAUCUGUUAAUAAUGGAGUUAACCAAUAUCAUAAGUAUUUAAUGAACAAGAUGGAUAUUACAAAUAAAGAGUUGAUCUUCAAAUUAAUUUAUCUGAAUAAAUAUGUGACGAAGAUCUACUCUUUCCUUCUAUCUAUCAUAAAAAAACAGGAAUUUUAAUUUAAAAAUAUGGUAAAUAUGUUUAUAUCCUCAAACUAUAAAAAGAAUUUUAAUUCAUUUAAGCUUGUUCGCCUAUUGAUUGUUUUGAUCCAUAUAAUUAUGGAAAUCUCAUAGAGGAUGGAAGGCUUUUAUUAAUCUGGAAUGAUUAUACAAAGGAAAUUCGCAUUUAUGAAUUGAAUUUAUUUUGA